Dermacentor silvarum is the source of this 2204-nucleotide messenger RNA. Its product is annotated as peptidyl-prolyl cis-trans isomerase. NCBI's taxonomy places the organism in Eukaryota, Metazoa, Arthropoda, Arachnida, Ixodida, Ixodidae. Gene Ontology annotation, biological process: protein peptidyl-prolyl isomerization; protein folding. Bases 167 to 772 code for a protein of 201 amino acids. Gene Ontology annotation, molecular function: peptidyl-prolyl cis-trans isomerase activity. Gene Ontology annotation, cellular component: intracellular membrane-bounded organelle. The transcript has 5 exons. The record is from RefSeq and is a predicted model, not a curated record.
AUAUAGUCCGUUAUAUUUUCGGAUGUCUUGCUGAAAGUGCACUGUUGACAUUAAUAUUAAGUGCAGCUAAAGAUAAAAUUUGGUUACAUUUGGUAGCGAUAAUUCUCAUUUGAAAAGUAAAGUUGCUAAAAGGUUGGUAAGACCGGUUCGCAGCGACGCGUAUAUAAUGGCCCACGUGCGUGUAGCCAUAAGCCGUUUUUUCUCCCCGAAAGCCGGCAUUUUGAAGUUACCCCUUAUUCCGUUGAGUUGCAGCUUUGCGACAGCCGCCGGAAAAAUGGGUCUUCCCAAGGUGUUUUUCGAAGUCGCUGCCAACGGCGAGCCUCUGGGACGGAUAGUAAUUGAGUUGCGAUCGGAUGUGGCCCCGAAGACCGCCGAAAACUUCCGUGCUCUUUGCACUGGAGAAAAGGGCUUUGGCUACAGCGGCAGCACCUUUCACCGCGUCAUCCCCAACUUCAUGUGCCAAGGAGGGGACUUCACGAAUCACAACGGCACCGGUGGCAAGUCCAUCUAUGGCGAGAAGUUCGAGGAUGAAAACUUUGUCCUGAAGCACUCUGGACCGGGCAUUCUGUCCAUGGCCAAUGCUGGCCCCAACACUAAUGGCUCGCAGUUUUUCCUUACCACUGUGAGGACCCCUUGGCUUGAUGGAAAGCACGUGGUCUUCGGCUCCGUCGUUGAAGGCAUGGAGGUCGUCAAGAAGAUGGAGAACUUAGGUACCCAGAGUGGCAAGACUACCAAGAAGCUGAUUAUUCAGAGCUGUGGUCAGCUGUGCUAAAUGACCAUGUAUUAGAUGAGCAGCAUUCACUUCUUCCAUGCUCCUCCCUUGCAACACUGCAGCCUCUUUUCCUUUUCCCCCUACAUCGAAUAGGCAAUUGGUUAUUUGCCUUGACCUAAAUUGCACCAUUAUUGGUAUGUCUUAAUCUAAUGUGGUUGUACUUGUGUGUUGUGCACACUUGGUAAACGUGUUAAUAAAAAUUCAUUUCCACCAUACUUGCUUUGCCUUUUGCCACCAUCAUUGCAUAUUUUGCAAUGACUAUAAAAUGUGAACCUUUUCUUUACGUCGAGUUUCCCACACAAAUUACUAUAGUUGCCCCACGAUGUGUGUUGUAGUGCUCCUGCUGUUUAAAACUGGCCAAACUUUCCAAAACCUCUUCAUUAGCUCAAAAACUACAUAAACUUAUAUGCAGCUGUGGGAAAAUUCUUGCCUGUGUGCCUUUAGCUGAGACUUGCAUCUUUUGAAAUUUAGAAGGUAAUCUUGUCAUAUAAGAAAAAAAAGCUAUGUGCUUUGCCAACCCUAUAGCUUCACCUGUUCCAAAAACAAGUUGGUUUGGUCCGCAAGAAAUUGUAAAACACCAAAAAAAAGUCAUUAGUGUGUAGUUUGCUGAAAGUCUCCAAUUCAAAAGUUUAGGAAGGGUCCUGAAACACCCCUUGGACUUUGCGAAAAAAGUUGCCAACGGCAUAUGCUGCUGUUGUAGUCUCGGCCAAAUUUUGCGCUUGUGCAUGGAGCUCUCUAUCAGAGUGCAAAGCCUCCUUUUUCUCACUAUUUUCAACAGACUCCUCUCUUUGGGGCUGCCAUAUUUUGUCAUAUAGCAGAUUCUCAUAUGGCCUAUGUACUAGCUAAUAGAAGAGUUCAAUCAACUGCGCUUCCUACUGUUAAUGUAUAUUGACGCAGUUUAAUAAAGGGGCGGAAGUAAGCAAAAUUGUGUUUCGAAUUUUGUUAUAAGAAUUGCGUACUUCUGGAAGUGCGACUUGUACUAUCGCCAGUUAGUCUGCUAACGCUCGGCUGUGUAGGAACUUUGGCCACACUGCUAUUGGUGUUGCAGCUGUCUGGUCUCGCUAAUUUCAAUUAACACUUGACUAGCCUCGAACCAUGCAUUACCUAAAGGGGCUGACACCUGGCCAGAAUGUGUUCGAGACAUAAAUGCAGUGACCAUGAUUUAUAGUGAGAAUGAAGCAUGCUGUUCAUGAUCUAAGUGGGAAUUAUAAUUUGAAAUUGACAAAGAAAGUCUCAAAAAGUAGCAAGUGGCAAUGAACUAACGUUGAAGCUUUGGUACGCCAGAUGUAAUAUGAGAUUGCUGUACGUAAGUCGGCUGUUAGUAUCCCACAUACUUGUUGCUUAAAAGUUAAGAGCUUGUUUAUUAUGAAGCUUUUGCACUUUAUUCUGCGUGUAUUAUGAAGUAAUAAAAGUACAUGCUAAUGAGUGCUGA